Onychomys torridus (southern grasshopper mouse) is the source of this 3506-nucleotide messenger RNA. RefSeq names its product ADP ribosylation factor like GTPase 13B (gene Arl13b). Gene Ontology annotation, molecular function: GTP binding; GTPase activity. Bases 272 to 1552 code for a protein of 426 amino acids. Gene Ontology annotation, cellular component: ciliary membrane; motile cilium; non-motile cilium. NCBI's taxonomy places the organism in Eukaryota, Metazoa, Chordata, Mammalia, Rodentia, Cricetidae. The transcript has 10 exons. The record is from RefSeq and is a predicted model, not a curated record. Gene Ontology annotation, biological process: non-motile cilium assembly; receptor localization to non-motile cilium.
ACGUCGACGCGGGGGUUUUCUCUGGAGUCCCGCUAACGCCGCCGCGCCUCUGCUCCUGAGCCUGUGUUCGGGCUGUCCCAGGGCGGCUGGCCGACGCGGUUCGGAGCCGGACCCUGGGAUCGGUCCCGGUCACCGCCCUUCCGGCCUGUCCUCCUGGCCGGUCUACCCUAGGGGAGCCUGGCGACGUGGGGUCCCUGAGCCGGGCCGGGGAGCUCGGGGCCCUUCCCCGCCCCGUGGCUCGGAUGGGAGGUGGCGGGAGGAGAGACCUGGGAUGUUCAGUCUGAUGGCAAACUGCUGCAACUUGUUCAAGCGGUGGCGAGAGCCUGUCAGAAAGGUGACCCUUGUGAUGGUGGGCCUUGAUAACGCGGGGAAAACAGCCACAGCAAAGGGGAUCCAAGGAGAGCAUCCUGAAGACGUAGCUCCCACUGUUGGCUUUUCUAAAAUUGACCUUAGACAAGGAAAGUUUGAAGUUACCAUCUUUGACUUGGGAGGUGGCAAGAGAAUUCGGGGAAUUUGGAAGAAUUAUUAUGCUGAGUCCUAUGGGGUAAUAUUUGUUGUGGAUUCCAGUGAUGAAGAGAGAAUGGAAGAAACAAAAGAGACAAUGUCAGAAGUGCUAAGACAUCCCAGGAUAUCAGGAAAGCCUAUACUGGUGUUGGCAAAUAAACAAGACAAGGAGGGGGCCUUAGGAGAAGCCGAUGUGAUUGAGUGUCUCUCCCUGGAAAAGCUGGUCAAUGAGCACAAGUGCUUGUGCCAGAUAGAACCUUGUUCGGCAGUCUUGGGAUAUGGAAAGAAAAUUGACAAGUCCAUUAAAAAGGGGCUUUAUUGGCUCCUGCAUAUCAUUGCGAAAGACUUUGAUGCCUUAAGUGAACGCAUCCAAAAAGACACAACUGAGCAGCGAGCUCUGGAGGAACAAGAGAAACGAGAGAGGGCUGAGCGAGUUCGAAAAUUACGGGAAGAAAGAGAACGAGAGCAAACUGAACUUGAUGGGACCAGUGGUCCGGCUGAGAUGGACUCAGGACCAGUUCUUGCUAAUCCUUUCCAGCCCAUAGCAGCUGUAAUCAUUGAGAAUGAAAAAAAGCAAGAGAGAGAGAAAAAGAAGCAGACUGUGGAGAAAGAGAGUGAUGUUUGCCUCCCAGAACAUCAAGUGGAACAGGAGCAAGUAGAGUCCCAGAGCCAGCCUAGUGGCUGCCCCCAAAACGACGACAGUCGAGUGGUAGAGAGUUACAAGGAGGCCCUGUCACAGCAGCUGGACAAUGAAGACGAGCUAGAGCAGCGCUCCUCAGAAUCAGAUAAUAGUAAAAAGAAAACUAAGAAACUAAGAAUGAAAAGGAGUCAUCGGGUAGAACCAGUCAAUACAGAUGAAUCUGCUCCUAAGAGUCCCACCCCACCCCCGCCUCCCCCUCCUGUUGGCUGGGGAACCCCCAAAGUCACUAGACUUCCAAAACUUGAGCCUCUUGGUGAAACACGUCAUAAUGAUUUCUAUGGGAAGCCACUGCCUCCCCUGGCUGUGCGGCAGAGACCUAACGGUGAUGCUCCGGACAUGAUCUCAUAACCAAGUCAGACGGGUUGGUCUUUUAAUAGCAGACCUUUCUCGAAAGCAGGAAAGCCCUAACACCAAUGACUGGGGCAAGACAACUAUAAUACCAGGGAGGAAAGAAUACCCAAGAACUUUUGACCUGAACAUUUACUUCUCCACAUUCUGUGGGUAAAGCAGAGAGGAAACAGAACAACCAGUAGCUGACAAGAGCGUUUGGCCAAGUGAGCAAGAUGUAGUGUUGAUUCUUUGGUUUACACGUGCCUACUCUUGGACAUUCUCCCAAAGGAAAACCUCCUCAGAAAUGGAGCCAAUGGACUCUACAUACCUGAUUUUUUAAUAGUCUGUAUUUCUAUGCAUUAAACAUGUUUUAUAAAGUACAUAUACAUGAAAAGGGUAUUCCUGGGCAUUUAUAACUAAAUUUUAACUAUUUUUAUAUUUUUUUCUAAGCUUUUGUUUGAGUUUGCUAUUGUAUUGAUUGUGCACUUUUCUACAUGUGCUUACUUCAGUCUGUCUGGAUAGAACAUUGGUUUACUUGACAGACAGGAAGCGUACAAGCAGGAUUUGUUUAAAUGGCUUGAGGUAUGUUUUGUGAUAACAUUGUUUUUAAAAUGUACACCCUAUUUUGAUGUAAUUCUAAAAUAGUUGCUAUUUUAAAAAGCAACUUCUCAGAUCCUUAUUCUACCCAGUUACAUGAUUUGGAAGUGGUGCCUGAGGAGAGAACUCGGUUCCUUUGUCACCGACUGCUUUCAUUGGCGAUGCUCUCAGUAAAUGUUAAGGCAUGUGAAAUACCUUCUAAAAACAUCUUAAAAUGUCUAAGUUAGUAAGAAUGUGCCCUGUGAGACAUUACUCAAAGCCCUAAAUGACCCCACUCAAGGACUGGACACUUGGAGAGUCAGGUGCCCCUGCCAUGCCUUCCAUCUGUUAGGAGCUCCACUGGCUGUUCUGGCUGUUCUCAUUCUCCAUGCUGUGAACUUAAAGGUAAGAAGACUGUACGGACUCCUGCAGGUCUGGAGAGUUCAGUUUUGCAGCAAACAACAUUCAAAUGAAAAUGUUGGCUCCAAACAAACCCUUUUAUAAAGAGCUGAUUAUGAUUACAACCUGACAUUGGAAUUUGAAGUGAUAGCACUGGUUUUGCUCUUGAGUGCCAUCCAUGAGGCUCUCUGUUCAUCUGUCCCUUACCAAAGCUUCUAGAGAUAUAUUUAGUAAUGGAUUCAUAUUGUAGUGUCCAAGUGAAAGCAUGCCGCUAAGUCAAGGUGAAGAUAACAAGGGAAAAUUCUCCGAUCACCUCGUUAAGAUUGGUACCUUAUACCCACAAUAGACAUAUACUAGUUUCUGAAUGUAAGUCUAUCUAAGGUGGGUUGAUAUGAUUUUCCUUUAAAUGUUUAUAAUGCAUUGUUCCCAUUUUAGCUCACCGGACCUGGAUCAGUUAGGUCACAUUAUUCUAGUCAGCAUUGGUAGAGUUUCUGCGAGUUUGUGCAUGGUACCUACCUUGCACACUGAGGAAAAAGCAUUUUAAUAUCUAUGCAAAACCCAUAUGCAGAAUUGGUAGGUGGCAGACUCACAAGAACACAGGAUGCAAAUUCUGAACUGGAUUUUAGAGGAAAAUGUGCUCAUCUUUCUGGUUCACUUUGUAAUAUUUAAAUUCCCUUUUAAAACUAAACUCACACUUUUGCUAUCUCUUAACAUUAAUCUGGUUUAAGAAUAAAGAUUUUUAAAAAAAAAUUCUUGCUUCCUACCAGUGUUUACUGUUGAGUACAGUAAUUACCGACUAUUUCAUAAAAACAAUUUUGAAAUUGAAUGUAACAUAAACUGGAAUUGAUGUUUUCUAUAAUACUAUAUGUUUUCUUAAAGCCAUGUAAAAACCCUUUAAAAAAUGUUUUCUAAAUCCUAUCAGAUUUUAACACUUCUAUGCUUAUUUUGUUAUACAUUUUCAUUCUUACUCAUCAUGACUUAUAAUUUAUCACAAUAA